Molecule: messenger RNA, 1005 nt
Organism: Purpureocillium takamizusanense
Lineage: Eukaryota; Fungi; Ascomycota; Sordariomycetes; Hypocreales; Ophiocordycipitaceae
Exons: 2
Coding region: 1-1005 (334 amino acids)
Source: RefSeq, a predicted model, not a curated record
AUGAGCUCCAUCACAACCACCACGUCAACCACCGUCUCUCGCAGAGACGCGGCCUCGUCGUCGUCCACGGCGCACAACGCGACCUCGUCGUCGGUCUCGUUGCCAUCGGACAGGGACAUUUGGCCAGCCGCGGCGUCGAUGCCUGACCCGGAUCCGAUCAAAGUCGUACCGCCCCCAUGGACGCUCAACGGCGAUGUCUAUUGCAUUUCCUUCUGGACGUCGGGGGCCGCCGCUAGAAAGCUGCCGCAGCACGCCUAUUCGCCACUCGAGGCAGGCACCGAAUUCGCCAACCCGCCCGGCAGCCAUCCCGUGGGGGGCCUCAGUAUGAUCCAGAUUAUCCGAUACCGAGACUCUCCCGUCGGCCCGUACGACGAGCUGUUGGUCGUCCCGGGCUCCUUCGAUUGGCGCCGUGACGGCCCGGACGGCCGCCCGGAGGUGGGGCGCAACCCCCGAAUUACUCGCAUCUACGUUUCUCAAAAACACACAUGUUACAACGGCCGCGUCAACUGGAAUUGUCCCAAGCAUCUGGCCAAGUUCGAUUGGGAUUACGGCCCCAAUGACUCGGUGUCAGUCAAAGUCUAUCCUCACGACACCACCGACGACAUCACCGAAUCGAAGCCCAGCACGGUCCCUUUCUUCCAGGCCACCUUCAAGCCUGUAUCCUACGUGCCUUCGUUCCCUUUCGCCACGCGGUGGGCCAAUUACCUUGGCUUCGAGACCACGCUUGCCAUGCCUCCGGUGCCGCAGGGCCAAGGCAGCCACGGCGAGCUUCCGAGCACAGACAUAUGGUGCAAGGUCAUCCCACUGCAGUACAGCCGAACGACGCGCGCUGGCUGGUUCGACAUGUCUAUGCGCGACGACAAGGGCGAGCUUAUCGGCGAGUACGAGAACUUUUGGCCAGGCAUGGGCCGCUGGCAGCUCGGUGUCAAGAUGGAGAAUGCCGACCUGAGUUUCGACCAUGCCACCGAGACUUGGAAGCCGCACAAAUCCAGAGCGCACCUCUAG